Molecule: messenger RNA, 4872 nt
Organism: Carassius gibelio (silver crucian carp)
Lineage: Eukaryota; Metazoa; Chordata; Actinopteri; Cypriniformes; Cyprinidae
Gene: lmcd1
Product: LIM and cysteine-rich domains 1
Exons: 6
Coding region: 378-1421 (347 amino acids)
Molecular function (GO): zinc ion binding
Source: RefSeq, a predicted model, not a curated record
AGGGUCACAUUUGUGGACGAACAGAAAGUUGGUCAUUCCUGUAAAUGGAUGCGCUACAGGACUGAAUUAAAGCACGACACUAUUUUUUCUCUGAGUCUUUAGACGUGGUCAAUGGGUUCUCAGGUCGACGCCCUCUUGGCUGCUUCUCCAUAUAAUUAAGUGCAGUGUUUGGAGGAAACGCAUGAAACAUUGAAUUGUGAGACUGAAGUGUGUUUAUCUCACAUUCACGAGUGCUGUAAUAUCUAAUUCCCGUCAUUGCUAGUAGUUUUAAGUGGUGGGUCAGUCAGAGAAACGCACUAGGAGCUCCGCACCAAAGGCUUUGGUCUGACUUCAUCUCCAGAGAGCGAGCGCAAACAGACCUUCCUGUCUGAUUCAGAAUGGAUGUGCUCGCGAGCGGACAGAAGAUGUUGGCGGGGAAGGGUGCAGCGUGUCUGACAUGUAAAGAGAUCUGCUCUGGAUUCCAGCCACAUUCCUGGAGGAAAGCUUGCAUACAGUGCCACUGCAGUCAGGAGGAGCAUGUGUCCAGCUCUAACUCUGAGGAUGACCGUAAGAUGGGGAGACUGCUGGCAGAGUCCCGUUAUGCCCAUCUCACAACUAAGGUUAAGGGAGGAGAUGGCACGAGGGUCUAUAAACGCAACCGCAUGAUCGUCACCAACCCAGUGGUCUCACGUAAAGACCCAACGUUCAUCACUGUCACCUAUGACUGGGCCCCACCAGGCCUCACCCAGAAACUGGCGAUGCAGUACAUGGAGCUUCUCCCUGAAGAAAGGCGACCUGUGGCAGGCACAGAAGGAUCAUUAUAUCGCCACAAGCAACUGAUAAGACAGCUACCUUCCUACGAUCAUGACCCUGCAUACUGCCACAGCCUGUCUGAGGUGGAGUUGAAAGCUAUGGCUCAGUUUGUGAAGUCCUUUAAAGAGGAAUCCUUAGGAGUAGGAGAGGUUGCUCUGCCUGGAGAAAAAUGCAUGGCAGUAAAGAAUGAAAAGGCCUCCCAAGAACAGCCAGAUCCUGAGACUACCACAAAUGGAACCGCACAGUCUCCUCUCAGCAAUAAGAGUGAAUAUCAUUGCAGUGGCUGUGGACAGUUGGCAGCUAUGGACAGUCCUGUGGUGUAUGCCGACAGGGCUGGGUACUCGAGACUGUGGCAUCCCAACUGCUUUGUGUGCUGUGAGUGUGGCGAGCCUCUGGUGGACCUGAUUUAUUUUUGGAAGGAAGAAGCGCUGCUGUGUGGACGCCAUUACUGCCAGAGCAUCAGACCUCGCUGCCUGGGCUGUGAUGAGCUGAUCUUCUCAGAAAUGUUCAUGCAGGAGGCCAGUGGUCAUGUGUGGCAUAAGGAACACUUCUGCUGCUGGCUGUGUGGGCAGAAUCUCAGAGUUCAAUGUGCUUGUGACAAGCGUCAAUCGAUAUCCAGUUCAGAUUAGAUUUUAUAUUCUAUGUCAGCAUCCUCCUCAAAAACACAAAAUAUUACUGUUUACUGAAAGUCUAGGACCUAUUAAAGGGGUCAAAAAUUGAGAAAUCUAAUUUUCCCUGAUCUUUUGACACAUAAAAUGUCAUAGUGCUAAAGUGUAUAAAAACAGACUGUACUUUGCAGAACUCAAAACUUCCUUGUUAGUUCAAAAACAACUUUUCUUGAAACCAAGCUGCCAAAACUAGUUUUCCACUUCUGAGUUUUAAUAGAGUAAUAUGUCAGCAACAAGAUUCCCUGCACAGACACAUAUCAAUGCCUGCCUGAUUUUGAUUUAACUCACUUGCAGGUGAUUCUUUAUUUACCAACAUUUUGUACCUUGACAAAAGCGAUAUGCAGAAACAUUUGAUAAAUAAAGAAUCACCUGCAAGUGAGUGUGCGGUCUUAUGCCUCUUUAUGCUACUUAGAUGUCUUCUGACCGGCACCUCGCAUGGUGUGCUUUUGCAUGCUUAUUUUACUAAGGAACAAACCAAAACCACAACACUACAGCAGAUGUAGAUUUAUCUUACUUUAUUUGUUGUUGAUAAAAUAUGUUCUCCAAUCCUUUUUUUUUUUUAACCCAUGUUGCCAGAAGCCAACAUUAUGUAGCCUAUUCUUUGUUAAAAAUGUGAAGGAAUAGAUAAACUUAGCAUAAAUUUGCACCUCAAAAAGGAAAUGUAUGUUAAUAUUGAUAAGAAAAUCCCCACAAUUAAUUGCUUAAAUGGCUUUGGGAUUGCAGAGUGACAUUUAUACAGUAUUCAGGAGAGUAUACAAUGAAAAACAGAUGGACAGAAACAUUUUGGGUCCCACAUUAUUAAGCAAACUUAUAACUACUGUGUACUUACAUCAACAAAUAAAUACAAUAUUGUGUUCAUAUUGAAAAAAACUCUGCUAUUAAGGUGGGAUGCAGGUAAGGUUAGGUACAGGUCUGGUGGUCUGGGUAGGUUUAAGAGUGGGUUAAGGAUAUGUCAAAGGUGUAAUUAUAAAUGUAAUUACUGAAAUUAAUUUCAGAUGUAAUUACAUGAAGGUAUAUAUAUAAUUGCAAUAUAAAAACAUACUUUACACAAUAAUUGUGUACUAAAGUUAAAAACCUUAACUUAAAGUUAAGGUACUUAAUAUGAAGUGGGACCAGAAUUUUAAGUCCAUUCGAUACAUUUAUUUAAUGAUUUAUGAAUCAAGGCUACUAAUGUCAGUCCCAACAUGUGUCUGAGGCGCCUGUCAAGGUUUUGUGUUCGGGUUUGGGUGGACCUAAGAAGUGGACCUGUGAGAACCUCUAGUUUGAAUCAGAAGCCUAAACAAAGUCCCUUUCAAGGAAAGAAACACAGCGACAUGCUAAUUUCAGUUAUCCAAGACCAAGUCCAAUCACUCUGAAUGGGGAAAUCCUGAAAUCUCAUAAACCUUUACAUUAAUAUCUAAAUAUUUAAAAUCAGGAACAUUAAAUAAAAAGUUUAAAAAAUAAUAGUGUUUAGAAUGUAUUUCGGUGAUGUUCAGAAUGACCUUUUAUUUCAAAAUAAUUUAAAAAAAUAUUUUAAAAAAUGCAGUUCAUGACCCUUUUAAGAUUACUGGAGAUUAAUUAUUUGAUAAAGACCAUUUGAAUAUUUGUAUGUCUAUCAGUCGUUAAUUAUUUGUACGAUUAACCUAUCUUUGAAAAAAGUGGUCCUCAAACAGUUAAGUCUGUUUACAGAAAAAAUAUUCAUGAUGUAAGCCUGCACUCAGGAGUUUGUCCAAUCAGAUGCUCGAGAAUGUUAUUCUGUUUUCAUUGCUAAGGCAUCCAAUACUGAUUAUGUAAGAAUCCGAUUAUGCAAGAACUUGGUUAUUUGAUAAACCUUUAGUGUCAGUAUAUUAUCAGUAUAAGGUAAUCCAAGGUAAUAUUACAUGGCACAACUAUGAGUGUUAUAUGAACAAUAUGACAAUGCUGAGUUGCUUCAUUAAAGUUCAAAGCUAAUUGAAUUAUGUACAGUAGAGUAUUAUGAGAGUGAGUUUGAACCUGCAUAUGAACUGAAACAGCAUUCGUUCCUCAGCUCAGUCUCUUAUAAAUUUGUUUGUUUUAAUGUCCACUUAGAAAAGCGUUAGUCAAAAUCACCAACAGUAACAUACAGCCUUCACAAUACUACUAUAUUAUUUAUUUAACAAUAAUAGCCAUAUUAAAGUUAUAAGACGUUUGUACAGCAGGAAAUAAACACAAGUAAACAGUCUUGCAACAGUAAAUCAAUCAAAAGGACAAGGCAUGGCUCUGAUAAAGAAAUUAACCAUAGAACAUAUUACUAUUUUAAUGUGGCACUAAGACGGUUUCAUACAUGAAGCAGCCAAUAUGAUAUAACAGUCAACAGGGUUUGGUCUAGUCAGUGAAUCUCAAUGGGGGCUCACAGGACUGCAAGUUUUGUUUAUUCUCCCUUAUAGGUGACCAUAAUUUUGCCAAGUAAAACUUGUUCCUGGAUCAACAUCCUUGAACCUAGCAGGUUCAGUUCAUGGUACUUCCUGCUAACAAACUGAUGAAUUGGAUCACUUGAGAGACAUCCAAAAAUGUGCAGUGCUUUGGGUCUCCAGGACAGUUCCUGGAGAUCCACUUGAUUUAAUUGAUGCAGAUGUUGAAAAGUUUAAAAGGCAGAGGUUUUGGAGUUGUACUGUCAUUCUGCACACACUUUGUUUCAAGGGUAUUAGCAUACAGUAGCAUACAAAAAUAUGGCCAGUAGCCGCCAGAUACAAAAACCAGAGCCUGUCAAGCUUAAGUACGUAGGUGAGAGUUCAUGAAGUGAGUUCCUACAAAUAGUCCUUGCAUUGAGGAAAUAAAUGUAAGAGCUUUUUAUUGCAGAUGUUUUUGUAAACAUUAAAUUACUUUAAAGUAUAUCUUUCAAUAAUGAUUGAAUCCAUAGGUGAGUGUACAUGAGUGUUUGAUGUUUAAUUUUAAUGUAAGGUUUUCAAACAAAAGUAAUUGUGAGUUCAAAUUAUCAUUUAUCAAUAUAAUUGGCAUUAUAAAAUGUGUCCUGUGACUGUAUUGAGAACUGCAUUUAACCAGUUAGUUAGAUUUCUGGAAGCAAUUGUAUUCUUGAUGUUUUUGACAAAAGUAUAUGUUUUUCAUGAAAAAAUGUGCCUUUAUGGUAGCUAUUGUUUAUUUGUAUUUAGUUAAUGACAAAUUAAAUUUAGACUGAAGGUCAGUGAUUAAACUGGAAGCGAGGAAAACAGAAAUAUUUGGAUAACCUAUUUCCAGCAAUUAGAUUUUGGAAAUUGCCAUACAAACUGGACCUUUUGUAUCUCAGUUUAACAAAUAUACUUUUAAAAGGUAUCAUACUGCAUAUUUUAAAACGUUUCUCACACAAAGCUUUUAAUCACUUUUGUCUAAGCGCUUAAUCAGCAAUUGCUACUUUUGUGUAGGUAUUCAGUCCAUUUGUUCUUUAAGUCCAUGGGGAAUAAAGACUGGCUUACAAUUA